Ctenopharyngodon idella (grass carp) is the source of this 1783-nucleotide messenger RNA. RefSeq lists its product as uncharacterized. Lineage: Eukaryota; Metazoa; Chordata; Actinopteri; Cypriniformes; Xenocyprididae. The transcript has 8 exons. The record is from RefSeq and is a predicted model, not a curated record. The coding region runs from base 167 to 1060 and encodes 297 amino acids.
AGGUGCACGUUUGCAUGUGUGUGUCUGUGCUGCUGACAUCCUGUUUAGGCCCCGGUGUGGUUUGCAUGAUUCAAAGGCUAUGAUGUCAAAGUGUCAGAGAGCAGAAAACUCAGUUUAGGUGGAGUUGGACUGUUAGUAUAAAGUAAAAGGAAGACCAGACUAAAAGAUGAGCACUUGCUGGGUGAUUUUACAUAUUUUUGCUGUUCUUCUCUUGUGUGAUUAUGGGAUGUUCUUCACGCCAUCACCAUCUUAUACAGAGAGGACCACUAAUGAAACAUCAGACACAUCCGACUCUAACACUACUGUGACAACAGCAGAAUCAACAACAUUUGAAAAUGACAAAGUUUAUGAUACAGAUGAUGAAGAGUUUAGUGGUUUGCCUACAAAUACGACCUCGGAUACAGGCUAUUCAAACAGCACCACCGUGUUCUCUUCAGCGGCCCGUCCCGAGAGCACCACGCACAAGCAGAAUCCUAUUAAUGAGAUAAAAAAAGAUGAUACAGGAUCAUACACAGGAGGUAUCAUCAUUUUGAUCAUAAUCCUCAUCCUGAUUUUUCUUCUGCUCGGCAUUUUGUAUUUUCUGAGAAAGAAAGGAAGGAGUUACUCAUUUGAUCUGACUCGUGUCGACGCAAUUCCCAAUGAUUAUGACACUCCGCUCAGGAGCGACCAACAAGGCGUAAGCUAUGAACAAACCAACAAAGAUCUGUCUCUGGACUUCGAACAGGAAGACAAGUCUGAGGAAAAGUCCAGCCCGAUAGCUAAUGGGUGUGCAGGAGAGAAAACUGAACAAACACCUGCCAAUGAAAAUGAAGAGGAGAAUGUUCCAGAAGAGAACAGUUUCUCUACAGACUCGAGCUUGUCUCCACCUAUGAAGAAAGUAGAGUUUAACCUGGACCUGGAUCUGAUUGGAGGAGAAUCUGACCUGAAUGAUCUGACCACAGCUGAUGCCGCCGAUGAGCCGCAAAAUGAAAACAACAAUAAUGUCUCUAAUGCUGAGCGAGGAUCAGCAGAAGAGAUCUUCACUGAAAUCAAUCUAGACGAGCCGAAGCAACACGCAUAGUGUGUGUCCCCAAUGCGACACUCAAGAUUUUGGGUCCUUGGUACCCAGAUUCAAACUAUAUCUGCUCAAAAUGUGGACUUGACAGAGGCAAAUGUGUGCAAAAGCCUCCUUUUGCCAUUCUGACUUCAAGUUUUGUUUCAUCUGCUGUUAAAGAAGAUUGUAUACUGUACAUAAAAAGACUAUUGAAUCAUUGGUUGAAAUGUAUGUAAAAAAAAACGUUAGUAUACAAAUGCUGUAUAAAAUAAUUUGUGGCUAUAAUAAACCUUUACUGUAUUAAUGUAAUACACUGCCAUGUGUGUGUGUGCUUGACAGAUGCCAAGCCAAUAUUACAGUUUAUUACAAUUGCUAGGACACAUUUCAUUCAUACUUGCGUAUAACUACAGUUUAAGAUGCUGUCAACUUGCUCUUGAAUGUUCAUGGACCGCUCCAAUAUGGCGGACGGCUUACAUAUAAUGGUAUAUAUCUAUGGUAAACUAAGUUGUAGCACAGUAGUCACACUCCUUGUGAAAACAUACUAUCUGAGUUCAGAUUUUAUUGCUUAUAUUAAAUUUGAUUCCCACCUUCUGUAUUGUGUUGAGCCUGAUGCACAUUUAGGCCUUCACACACAUCACAAAUUAGGACUCCGCUCUGUAUCAUCCGCUUUGCGUUACCACCUCAGGUGUACAAUCUCAAUAAUUCAAUAGCCUGUUGUCAAAUAUUCCUAAAUAAACUAUUAUAAAACUA